Exophiala viscosa is the source of this 1878-nucleotide messenger RNA. Its product is annotated as glycolate oxidase. Gene Ontology annotation, cellular component: mitochondrion. The record is from RefSeq and is a predicted model, not a curated record. Gene Ontology annotation, molecular function: D-lactate dehydrogenase (cytochrome) activity; FAD binding; D-lactate dehydrogenase (NAD+) activity. The transcript has 3 exons. Gene Ontology annotation, biological process: lactate catabolic process. Bases 1 to 1878 code for a protein of 625 amino acids. NCBI's taxonomy places the organism in Eukaryota, Fungi, Ascomycota, Eurotiomycetes, Chaetothyriales, Herpotrichiellaceae.
AUGUCUGAAGAGCUGCCCCCAACCCCGUUGUUGUCCACCGAGAGGGGCCACCACAGCGGUAUACCGAAGCGAAUGGAAUCGGAGGCGAAGCUUGCAAAAGCGCGAUUGUUUUCCAACAAGACUCUUCCGGACAGUGUCGCUCGACAGAGGGAGAUCCCCAGGUUACCGCCCAACAUCUCCCGCGAGAGCUUCAACCGGGCCAUGGCAGAGCUGCGGGAGAUUCUCGGUGACGCAAACGUCGAGUUGAACGACAAGCCGUUGGUGGAUGGGUGGUACAUGGAGCACCCAAACACUCAUGAUGCCUUUCACAUCACCGAUCAAGAAGAGAUGGUCUGCAGCGCCGUGGUUUUUCCAUCAUCCACGGCCGAGGUGCAGUCAGUGGUUCUCUGGGCCAACAAGUACCUGAUACCCAUCUACCCCAUUUCCAUGGGCCGGAAUCUGGGCUACGGAGGCGCCGCCCCGCGCGUUCCUGGCUCCGUCGUGCUCGAUCUCGGAAAGCGAAUGAACAAGGUCUUGAAGAUUAACGCGAGGAGCGCUACAUGUCAGGUCGAGCCCGGCGUCUCUUACUACGCACUCUACGAAGAGAUCCAGAAACUAGGACUACCCCUGUGGAUCGAUUGCCCUGACCUCGGCGGUGGCAGUGUGUUGGGCAAUGCCAUCGACCGUGGUGUCGGCUACACUCCUUACGGAGACCAUUUUUCGAAACAUUGCGGCAUGGAGAUCGUCCUUCCAACCGGCGAACUCCUACGUACCGGCAUGGGCGCGAUGGAGGGGAAAAAUGGCACGGAUAAUCCGACAUGGGAAUCAUUUCAACCCCCCUACGGACCCUAUAGUGACGGCAUGUUCAGUCAAAGCAACUACGGUAUUGUGACCAAGAUGGGAUUCUGGCUUAUGCCGGAGACAGGCUCAAAAACCUACAUGGUGGUUUUCCCCAACGACAACGAUUUCGAGCAGAUUGUCGAGGUGAUCCGGCCGCUCGCGCAACAAGGAGUUUUUGCGAACAUCCCUCAACUGCGCAAUGUGAUCCAAGAGCUGGCGGUCUUCGGCAAGCCGAGGAGCGAUUGGUGGAACGGAAAAGGCCAGAUGCCGAGAGAAGAGAUUCGCAAGCACGCAACUGCAUUGCCGUGUGGAGAUAUUGCAUGGGUGUUUUACGGCUGUCAGUAUGGCGACGCCGCCUCCAUCCAAUCCCAGAUGAAUUGUAUUCAAAAAGCGUUCUCGACCAUCGAAGGCAGCCGUUUCAUCUACCCAGAAGAACUGCCUGAUGACCAUUACAUCCACGCCCGCACCAAGGUGUUCAGCGGAAAUCCCGUGCUGAAGGAAAUCGACUGGUGCAAUUGGAAGCCGAACGGAGCGCACUUGGAUUUCUCGCCGAUUACGCCGACGCAGGGCGAGGACGCACGCAUCGUGCACGACAUCAUACAUCGUCUCUUCAAGAAAUACGGCUUCGACCUCUUUCCCACAUUGACGAUCGCGGGGCGGGAGAUGCAUUACAUUGCCAACAUCAUCUACGACAUGUCCGACCCAGAUGAGAAGCGCCGCGCCGUCGAGCUCAUGUGUGAGUUGAUCCGGGAGACGGCGGCAGAAGGGUACGGGGAGUACAGAACGCAUCUCCUGCUCGCAGAUCAGGUGGCGGCGACGUAUGGAUGGAACGACCAGGCGCUGCGGAGGUUCAACGAGUCGAUAAAGGAUGCUCUCGACCCCAAUGGAAUCCUCGCGCCGGGUCGCAAUGGAAUUUGGCCCAAAAACUACAGGGGGAAAGGCUGGGAGAUCGAAGGACCGGAACGCAUUCUAGUCAAUGGUAUCAUUUUCCCCAAGACUGAAUGUCAUAACGCGAUUGUCUCCUUGUCAUGGGCCAGGUCCAGUAACAGUAAUGAGUGA